Molecule: messenger RNA, 1835 nt
Organism: Prosopis cineraria
Lineage: Eukaryota; Viridiplantae; Streptophyta; Magnoliopsida; Fabales; Fabaceae
Product: ervatamin-C-like
Exons: 2
Coding region: 11-1051 (346 amino acids)
Cellular component (GO): lysosome
Molecular function (GO): cysteine-type endopeptidase activity
Source: RefSeq, a predicted model, not a curated record
UUAGCCAGUCAUGAAGACAACCACAACAUCCCCCAUUGUUAUCUUCUAUCUUCUUACUUUGUUCUGCAACUUAUGGAUAACAGCAGCGAGAGGGGUAUGUCCUAACACUUCCAAGAGUGACGAGACUGAGACAGAAGUGGUCAGGAAGAGGUAUGAAGGUUGGCUGAAACGACAUGGCCGACAAUACGAGGAUAAGGAAGAAUGGGAAGCCCAUUUUCGCAUUUACCAAGCCAAUAUCAGGUUUAUUGAGUGCGUCAACGCCCAGAAUUACACCUAUAAGCUCACAGACAACAGAUUUGCUGACAUUACAAACGACGAGUUUAGAAGUAAAUAUCUUGGUUCUCGACCUACACAGCAAUUACAGACACAAUUCCGGUAUGAAAAGCAUGGGGCGUUGCCAGAAAGCAUAGAUUGGAGGAAGAGAGGUGCAGUCACCCCCAUCAAAGAUCAAGGCCAAUGCGGAAGUUGUUGGGCAUUCUCUGCAGUGGCAGCUGUAGAAGGCAUCAACCAAAUAAAGACAGGGAAGUUGGUGUCUUUGUCUGAGCAAGAACUUGUAGACUGUGAUUUUAAUGGUGGGAACCUAGGCUGCCUAGGUGGCUACAUGGACAAAGCAUUUACUUUCAUCGAGAAGAAUGGAGGGAUCACCACUGAGAAAGACUAUCCUUAUAAAGGGACAGACGGUACCUGUGAUAAAGUCAAAGCUGCUCAUCAUGCUGUAAAUAUAAGUGGCCAUGAAAAUGUUCCUGCCAACAAUGAGGAGAAACUGAAAGCUGCAGCUGCUCAUCAGCCUGUCUCCGUAGCAAUUGAUGCAGGUAGCUAUUACUUUCAACUUUAUUCUAAAGGUAUCUUCAAUGGCACAUGCAGAAAGGACCUCAAUCACGGAGUAACAAUAGUCGGGUAUGGCAAAGAAGAUGGUCAGAAGUACUGGCUUGUGAAGAAUUCUUGGGGUGAAGAGUGGGGUGAAUCUGGUUACGUUAAGAUGAAGCGUGAUGCUAUGGAUAAAAGGGGCAUUUGUGGCAUUGCCAUGCUACCAAGCUACCCUGUCAAAUAAUAAGGUGUCCGAUGAAAUGCAGAGUAAAAUAACGCAAUUAGUCCAUUAAAAUAAGUAGGCUAGGCUUAUCAAGCAGACUAGAAGUUAUGAUGGACAGAAUGAAAUAAAUAAUAAUCAGAAAGUUCACUGAACAUAUAGAAGUCACGAACUAAUUAUUCUGCAAGGACAGCAACUCAUAAUGUGGUACUAUACAUAAAACCUUUAUCAUUUUCCAGCUAUAACAAUAAACUUGCCAAAUUUCUCUUGGCACUUGUACAAAGAAAUUAGAAUUUUAACCAGACAGUGAAGAAUAAAUUCCAUCACUCGUAUGCUAAGUCUUUCUCACAUGAUAAAACAACAACAACAACAAGAAAAAGCCUUAUCUCGCACGAAAAAAACUAAACAAAACCUAACUUCAAUCUUUUGCAAAGGCACGACCUUAGUAUUGCACUUCCAAGCUUCAAAGAGAAAGGCUUGUCCUCCUUGGGGGUGAUUUUAGGGAUGAUGACACCUUAUUCACAACACAGUUUCUACUAUGUGUAGUUAGCCUGUUCAGCUUUAGGAAUUUUAUUGGCAGCUCUGUAAAUAACAGCAAAGAUCCAGGUGUUGUAAAAAUACGUUACACUGCACAAGCUAUUUUCCACAGGUAACCGCUGGCCAAACCCUGUCUUACUCCCAAUCUGCCCAAAUCAUUUCCAACAGUAAUACAUAGCAGCCUCCGCAAACUGAUGGACAGCACUAAGUAAUCAUAGUAGACAAUAGAUAAUUACCCGUUCCACACUCCAGAAGAUGUCAGAUUGAUUGC